Messenger RNA from Carassius gibelio (silver crucian carp), 1021 nucleotides. Its product is annotated as complement C1q-like protein 2. The coding region runs from base 62 to 736 and encodes 224 amino acids. The transcript has 3 exons. Lineage: Eukaryota; Metazoa; Chordata; Actinopteri; Cypriniformes; Cyprinidae. The record is from RefSeq and is a predicted model, not a curated record. Gene Ontology annotation, molecular function: protein binding.
AUAGGAAAAGCAUAGGAAAGUUUUCGAGUGGUGUGACUGCAGAAUCUUAUUUAAGUUAAAGAUGUCCCGCACCAUUCUGUAUCUGUUGCUGCUUCUGUUCAGCUCUGCCUCUAUGUCUGAGGUCCCACAGAAAGAGAGAGAGGUGCUGGCUGAGGGGACUGAGCAUUUGGAUGCAGAGGAAAGAAGUGCUCUUUCGGCCUCUGGUGAGUUUGAGCAACACUUUCUCUCAGGGAUCUACUCUGAGCUGGCAGAGCUGAGGUCCACUGUGAGGUCUCUGAGGAACAGACUGCAGGUCACUGAGGAGCAGCUGGAGCAGCUCAAGAGAAGAGAAUAUAAGGUGGCAUUUGCUGCCACACUUGGACCCAUAGGUAACCUCGGACCUUUUAACACCGAGAUAACUCUUGUUUACAAAGAUGUCUUCGUAAAUGAAGGACGAGCUUACAAUCCAACCACUGGAAUCUUCACAGCACCUGUUAAAGGAGUCUAUUUCUUCACUUUCUCUGGACAUAACCGCUCAUCUAAAGCUAUGGGUCUAAGACUCUUAAAAAAUGGACAACAGAUGAUAACAGUUUACAAUCAUCCUCUAGGUGACCGCUUUGAAACAGGAUCUAAUUCAAUCUCUUUGACUCUAGCGGAAGGAGAUCACGUCUACAUGCGCCUCCGGGAAAAUACAUGGGUCUUUGAUAAUGAAAAUGACCACACUUCAUUUUGUGGCCAAUUACUUUUUUCUCUUUAAUGGUCUUAUAAAAGCUUUAACAAACUUAACAGUUUGCUUCUUUUUUGUAAUUAGCCAGUGUAUCCUUCACAUUUGUAUAUAAUACUAUUAUUCAAUGGCAUGGUUAACAGCCCUCUGUGGAUAUUUUACAACACAUUUUGGUGUACAAUAGCCAAUUUUUAUUUGUAAUUUGCGUACCUCUGACCAUUUUAAAUAUUCUCGAAAUAUCACUACUGUAUACGCAUUUUACACAAAUAAUUGAACAUUUGUUAUUGUCCUUUUUUUAUGUUACCUUAAUAAAUUAAA